AUGGCAGUUCAACUUUGCAGUACAAAAGCUUCGAAUCACGAAAAACACGACGGAAGAUAUUUCAAACUCAAGUCGUCGAAAUUGCUGUUUAUGAUUGUUCUUUACAUCGUUUUUCUCCUCAUUGGUGCUGGCGUCUUCAACUUUAUCGAGCAAAAAGCAGAGCAUCAACGAUGUAAAACAAGUCGCGACACUGUUCGCCAAGCGGUUGACAAAAUGACCGAUGAGUAUUUCUACCUCUUGAAUGUCAAUUUGAAGAUUUGUAAAGGGAUCAAGGCGGUGAAAGAAGGCGACACGUCUGAAUUUAACGCGGUUCUUUUGGAAGGGCUUUUGAAUAAUUUUUCAUUGAAUAAUAAUCGAUUCGAAAAAGAAGCCAAAUAUAAGUCGUACAUCUACGAUUGGGCAGCGACAAACUGUUCGCGAGAAGGGCAACGAAUCUUUUCCGAAAAGUCCGAUCUCUACAACAAGCAAGAGGAUACUGCGAACGAGUUCCAACAACUUUGGGGAACAGUAAUGCAAAAGUCCGACCUGAAACAUUUCGACGACGAAGUCUUCACUAUCAGUGGAAAGCCAUUGGAUAUGGAAAUCUAA
Messenger RNA from Oikopleura dioica, 588 nucleotides. The record is from the annotation of a GenBank genome assembly. NCBI's taxonomy places the organism in Eukaryota, Metazoa, Chordata, Appendicularia, Copelata, Oikopleuridae.